CAUCGCUUCCCUACGCUUUGCUAAGGGGUGAUGGCCAAAUUUAUGUUUAUCAUCGAAGGAAUGAGCGAUACACCGAGGCCUAUAGUUUGGAGCGGGAUCGAUUUUGGAGGUAGAGGGUCUGUCAUGGUCUGGGGCGGUGUGUCACAGCGUCAUCGGACUGAGCUUGUUGUCAUUGCAGGCAAUCUCAAUGCUGUGCAUUUCAGGGAAGACAUCCUCCUCCCUCAUGUGGUACCCUUCCUGCAGGCUCAUCCUGACAUGACCCUCCAGCAUGACAAUGCCACCAGCCAUACUGCUCGUCCUGUGCGUGAUUUCCUGCAAGACCGGAAUGUCAGUGUUGUGCCAGCGAAGAGCCCGGAUCUCAAUCCUGUUGAACACGUCUGGGACCUGUUGGAUCGGAGAGUGAGGGCUAGGGCCAUUCCCCCCAGAAAUGUCCAGGAACUUGCAGGAAAAGUGGGUAAACAUCUCACAGCAAGAACUGGCAAAUCUGGUGCAGUCCAUGAGGAGGAGAUGCACUGCAGUACUUAAUGCAGCUGGUGGCCACACCAGAUACUGACUGUUACUUUUGAUUUUGACCCCCCCCCCUCCUUUUGUUCAGUUCAGUUGUGACUUCGGGAUCGUGCUUGUGUUCCAGUGGAUGAGAUGACUGUGGUGGUGACCUCCAGAGCUUCGAGAGUGACCCAGUGAUGGCUCGUCCUGCCCCUGCUCCCCUGUACACCCUGAGGGGGGCUGGAUCCCCCCUUAAUGCCUUGCACUUCGGCUGCUGUGAAGGGGACCCUCCCCUGCUCUUUUCUGGCUCAGGCCAGGGGUCAGUCCAUGUGUGGAACCUGACCACCAGAAGAGCUGAGAGGGUUCUAGAAGGUCAUUCUGGAGCCUCUGUCACCUGGCUCAACAUGCUCCACUCCAGAGACACUCUCAUCAGUCAGGGGCGCGACAUGCGUGUGUGCUUGUGGGACCUGGCAGAGGGGCGCGGUGAUGUCACGGACGCCCUGUGGACCGGCAGUGUGGGGUUCUGUCGCUGUUCCCUGCUAGAGACUGGCCCUGGGAGAUGGCUACUGGCCCACGCUGGAGAAGCCAUGGAGGAGGUGAAGAUCAUUGAGCUGCCCAGCAAGAGCCCAGUUUGCUCCCUGAUACCACAAGCCAAGCUGGGGAUGGUCAUGUGCAUCAAUCUAUGGCAGCCAGACUCAAGCCCUGGCCCUCUCCUCCUGGCUGGUUAUGAGGACGGCUCCCUGGCGCUGUGGGACGUAUCCCAGAGGUCCGUGCUGAGCCGUGAGGCCGCCCACCCUGAGCCCGUCAUGUGUCUGGACUUUGACCCCGCCGUGCAGAGGGGCAUCUCUGGCUCCUCCGAGAAGAGUCUCGCCUCCUGGAAGCUUGACGGACAGCACAGACUCCAGCUCCAGGAACCCGUAGCCCUUGUGAAUCCUGGGAUCUCCCAGCUGUGCAUCCGGGGGGACCGGAAGAUCGUGGCGUCGGCCGGCUGGGACCAUCGUGUCCGUGUGUUUGGCUGGAAGAAGCUCCGGCCCCUGGCUGUCCUCCAGCACCACACAGACAUGGUGCUGAGCCUGGCCUUCUCAGACCACCAGGACCCCAGGAACAGGAUGCUGGCCGCGGGCUCCAAAGACCAGCGCAUCAGCCUCUGGUCCAUAUACAACCAGGGCAGCUCGGACACUGGGUGAGCUACUGGGCCCUGUUGGUAUGUUAUAGGGAGUCUUCUCGCCAGUGAUUAUACCAACUCUUUUACGCUCCUUUUACUAUCCCAGGACUAUCUGAAUAUACUGACUAGAGCUGGACUAUGUGAACUACUGGGUAGGAACUUCUGUCUCAGACUGUGAAGACAUUUCCGACAUAGCCAAGAUGGAUCAGGUCAGGAUGAGAUGUCUUUGUGCUUCCAAACAAAAGCUGUCAUGACGGCUGGUUAGUUCUGCUAACAAUUCACUGAGACUUAAUUUGAACACAUUAUUUUUGGUCAAAACCAACUGUUUUAUUGUGUUUGCUUAUCUGGUAGGAGAUUUGCCUGAGCGGACUUGAAUUUGAGGUAUAAGUCACGCCUGAGUGACUGUGUAAUCCUGUGUUGUUGAUCUAGUUUAACAUUGCCCUCUGCUCUGACCUACACUGCAUCAGUCAAACAGGGUUAACCACAGAACUUGGACAGAAGAGACAAAGCUGUUUGUUAAGGAGGGCCACUGAACAAUCUUCUCUCAACUAGAGAGGCUGUCUGUACGGAUUUGGACUUAAGAGGUUACUUGUAUUUUCAGUUUGGUCUUAAAUGUAUUUAUGUUUGUCAUUGUGAGUACAAUAUGUUGCCCCUGUGCAUUGUGGGAAAAAUGUGUCAAAUUCAAACUGUGAUUGGAUGCAUUUAAGGUUUGUGAAUUACACCCCAAGUCCACCAAAUGUAAAUAGUAUAUGCUGUGCUUUUUAACUUUUUUAUUUCCUGGUAAUAAAUAUGUUUUUCUGUACAUCCA
Molecule: messenger RNA, 2459 nt
Organism: Oncorhynchus masou masou (cherry salmon)
Lineage: Eukaryota; Metazoa; Chordata; Actinopteri; Salmoniformes; Salmonidae
Gene: gnb1l
Product: guanine nucleotide binding protein (G protein), beta polypeptide 1-like
Exons: 8
Coding region: 684-1673 (329 amino acids)
Molecular function (GO): protein binding
Source: RefSeq, a predicted model, not a curated record